Messenger RNA from Caenorhabditis bovis, 1380 nucleotides. Lineage: Eukaryota; Metazoa; Nematoda; Chromadorea; Rhabditida; Rhabditidae. The record is from the annotation of a GenBank genome assembly.
AUGGACGAGGAACCCAGGGAACGAAGCCAAACUGUUGACGGUGAUCCGGAGGCGAUGAAUGAUGGAAGGGCGUUGGUGCAGACGGCGCAGAGAAGCGGCGAUGUGAUAAGUCCGACUCGUGCCGUUCUAACACUGUCGAAGUCGAUGUUCAACGCCGGCUGCUUCUCACUACCGUACGCGUGGAAGCUGGGUGGCCUUUGGGUCUCGUUUUUCAUGUCGUUCGCGAUUGCCGGCCUCAAUUGGUAUGGCAAUCACGUGUUGGUGCGAGCCAGUCAGCAUUUGGCGAAAAAGUCCGAUCGCGGCGCACUCGACUAUGGGCAUUUCGCGAAGAAGGUGUGCGAUUACAGCGACAUUCGAUUUUUGAGGAAUAAUAGCAAAGGUGUCAUGUACGCGGUGAAUAUCACAAUUCUGUUCUAUCAGCUCGGCAUGUGCAGCGUCGCGAUUCUGUUCAUUUCGGACAAUUUGGUGAAUCUCGUCGGCGACCAUUUGGGCGGCACCCGACACCAACAAAUGGUGUUGAUGGCGACGAUCGCGUUGGUGUUCAUCAUGAUCACCAACAUGUUCACCGAAAUGAAUAUCGUCUCGUUUUUCGCGCUCAUCUCGUCGGUGUUUUUCGUGUUCGGCGCCGCCGUCAUCAUGCAAUACACGGUUCAACAACCAAACCAAUGGGACAACUUGCCGGCGGCGACGAACUUCACCGGCACGAUCACGAUGAUCGGCAUGAGUAUGUACGCGUUCGAGGGCCAAACGAUGAUAUUGCCGAUCGAGAACAAACUCGACGAUCCGAGCGCAUUUCUCGCGCCGUUCGGCGUUCUGCCGACGACGAUGAUGAUUUGCACGGCGUUCAUGACCGGAUUGGGCUUCUUCGGCUACACGGGAUUCGGCGACGCGAUUGCGCCAACCAUCACCACCAAUGUGCCGAAAGAGGGUCUCUACUCGACCGUCAACGUCUUCCUCAUGCUCCAAUCGCUUCUCGGCAACUCGAUAGCGAUGUACGUCGUCUACGACAUGUUCUUCAACGGAUUCCGCCGCAAGUUCGGUGCGCGAUUCCCGAAUUGCCCGAAAUGGCUGUCGGAUAAGGGCUUCCGCGUGUUUUGGGUGAUGGUCACCUAUUUGAUGGCGGUGCUCAUACCGAAACUCGAAAUCAUGAUUCCGUUGGUCGGUGUCACCAGCGGAACACUCUGCGCAUUGAUCUACCCGCCGCUGUUCGAGAUGAUCACGUUUUGGACGGAUUGGAAGGGACUUCUCACCCAUCGUCAACGCGUCACCAAAAUCGCGAUCAACUGCGUCGUGAUAUCGAUCGGCUGCUUCGCGAUUGUCGCCGGCCUCUACGCGAACGUUCACGCAAUUAUUCAAUCGUUCUCACAACCCGAUCCCUAG